Varroa destructor (honeybee mite) is the source of this 9073-nucleotide messenger RNA. RefSeq lists its product as uncharacterized. The record is from RefSeq and is a predicted model, not a curated record. Lineage: Eukaryota; Metazoa; Arthropoda; Arachnida; Mesostigmata; Varroidae.
AUCGCUGGUAAAACCUGGCGCCAGUAGUGACUGACCCCGAGAGACUGCGUGACGACGGCGACAAUAUCAACGCAGGCUCACACCGUGCACUGUUUAGCUGCCGAGAUAGCGUAUUAUACAGCUGCGCCAUUGCUAGAGCAGUCUGCUCGACUGGUGAUGCUGAUACAGUAGAAGCUGAUGUUAUUGAAGAAACAAUAACAAGUAUAAUGUAUACCCAGUACGAGAAGAAGCCACUCGACUUCUGAUGGUAAUGAUUACUGGCGUAUUUGAAUAGGACGCGACUAGGGCGAAGAAUGUGCUUGUGAUAACAGCAGCGUCUGACGGAUCUCGAAAGCCAUCAGAGAGAAUCUCAACUGCCACUUGGAAUAUUGUAUUGGUUUAUAACUUCGCGACAAUCUGAUUCGGAUCUAGCUAAACAACCGCUGCUGUGUGCCUAGGGUUUAAAGAUUUUAUCAAUUAUACAAUUAGCACAAAAUCGAAGUGGGGCACCCGGUGACACCGUGGGUUAUAGCGUGACAACGUUAGACCAGUGAACGUAACUAAGAUCCCCCGCACAGAAAAGGAUGUAGUCGUCUAAGCAAAGAAUCAAUCGUGCGACCUUUGACUGAACUCCUUGACGCAUGCUGGUCAGUCUGUUGUGGGAGAUAUGGACGCUUAUCGGAUGACUAACAGAUUACAUUUGGAGUAAGCCGAUCUAUAGAAAUUAAGUGCUUUGCCCCGGGCUAGUGCUAAUGGUGGCUUCGGCUGUGAUAAUGGAUCAUGUGACUGCCUUAACUACACGUCAUCGUGGUGUUUCUAUCUAUUUUGGAUAACAAUCUCAUCAUCAUUAUUAGAAAUUAUUCUAACCUUAAUAGAUAAUAGGAUGCAAAAUAGACCUUGGGUUCUUUGUCGAACAAAGGAUGGAGCAAAACAUUAAAAAGCUAUCGGAUACAACUGGAAGUUAAAGGACGACAACUUCAUUUUCGUGAAUCAUCUACUGCUGGCAGUCGUAGUCAACCAGUGCCGUCGAAUACUGCGCCACAUCAUCGACAGGCACAAAGCUCUCGUAAGAUGUUUGUACCAUGAAAUAAUGGAUCGACUCGUCUGCCAUAACCCUGAGCAAGUUACUCUACUUAGCGUCCGAAAACUGAGCUAAACAUGACAACCAGGCAAGAGAUUACACCUUGAGUUUACGAUGAUGUGACAUGUGUAAGGAAAGAUGGAAACAUUUUUCACCAACCAUUAUGUUGAACGUGGCCGAGAACGAUGAAAAAUAUCUGGGUGUUCAUUCAGAUGCGCGAACAUCAACACCGUCAUAACACGGACACCUCACGUUGGAACGGUAAAUGCUGCCGCUUCGUUACUUUGUUCUUGGAAUUACUGGACCAUCAUGGCAAAUAUAUUACGGCUCUACUGUUUGAUAUGACCUACUUUAUUUAAGCGUAGUUGGUGUGGCGUUGAUGAGAUUGUUGUAAACAGUAAUACUGUUGUCCCGUUAUUCCGUCGCAAGAGAAAGAGUUUGCUGAUGCGGACCUGGGGGCGCGCGCCCCCUGACGCCUCUUUUCCACUGGCGGCUCCUCUUCCACUUCUUGGUCGAAAGGCUUUCCCUUUGCACCUUGACCGGUAUCUACGCCUCCAAGGCUACGCUCAGGCACAGCCUUUACCCUAGCAACGAUUACCAGAAGAUGAUACCACGGUUAGCGCCACUGCUGGUGGGGCUACUGUGGGCGGCUAGGAACAUCAAUGCGACGAAGAAUAACCAACACAACCCAAUAGAAUACAUCCCCAGGAAUGGCGGUCCUAGCAGAAAUGGCGAGACCAAUAAUAACGAUGACAUGGAAUCGUACUUGCAUGCAAUUGAUUCGAAACAAUUGGUAUCUGUCGUUGUCCCCCACGAGAGCGUACGAUCAUCACAAAAGUUUCAGUUACCGGAUGACAACGCGGCACGCCGUAACGAUAUUGACAUAAACGUGACAACAACGGAGGCAUAUCAAACCCAUAUUCCGUUCGGAACCCGUCUAAGGCCACUUACGUCUCCUCGGCCGUACACAUUGAAGCUCAAUACUGAAGCACCAGUGAGCCGGCCUAGAGGGAAACGGCCAACAGGCCAGUCCCAUGAUGAUAAGCCCAGUCAACCUACACAGGCACCAGUGCGAUACGUCGCGCCUCCACCCCUACCACGAUUCGACAAACAACGAACGACGCCUCUUGUUGAGCGGCGUUUUGACGUCGAUGAGCCUAUUUUCAUUGACAACCUUAAGAAGGUGAAAAAGCGAGGCCGAAAGCACCACGGCUCAUCAGUUCCGAACAAAGAACAACGAGCUGGCAAAAGACGGCAAAAUUUCACCAGUUCACCAGCCAUCGAAGUAACUCCAGCGCUUCCACCAUCCACGGCGCUGUUCAAGGACGCCCCUUACGAUUUACUUCCACCGCCGCUGGCACCUUCGCCUGUAGCGGUAACACGGUCCCCUAAAAGACAAAGGAAGACAGAUUUUGAUCAGCCUAUCAAUGCCGGUCAUCCUGUUGGAGUCUCGCUGCGUCAGCCCCAUCUACCGAAUCAACCAAACCGGUAUGAACCGGUUCCGGCGACAAGAAUUUCGCCCCCGUCUGCAAACGAUCCGCUCUCACGAAACCGUCCUUCUCCGACAAAAAGCAAGAAGAAGGAUGUUAAUUUUGACGACAUUCUGGAUUUCAUUGACAAACCCGAAAAUCUGAAGUCGCCAAAGACUUCCGGCAGAAAGCGUGGCAGCGGCUCAACGGGAAAGCUGUUUAGUCCGAAAGAAAAUAGCAAGUCGGCGUUUAAGCCACUCAAAGCGGAUACAGAGACAACUAAUAAAUCCCCUGCAGGAAAUAAAACCCAGCCCAGCGUAAACAAACGCAUAGCGUUCCUACAAGACCACCCGUUUCAAGGAACGCCACAAGCUUCGUUCUUCUUCACCAACGUGGGUCCGAACCACAUUGAAUAUCGCGGAGUGUUCGAUCCCAAUGCUGUGCCUAUAAAUUUCAAGGACAGCCCGGAUGCGCUGUUUCAGUUAAUCCCUGAGCUGCCGAAGCUGUUUGAUUUCGAUACACGGGGAAUUCCGCCCCCGCAAGAACCCCCAAGACCCCGGCAACCUCUACCUUCCCGUUUGCCGCUGCCCACACCAGUUUUGGACGACGCCGUACCGGGGGAUCCGUUACCGUUGGCACCUGUGGCUCCCCUCCGGGCUGCUCCACGAAUUCCGCUGCGACCACCAGCGGCCGUCGUACCCAUCCAGGUUCCACAAGCCGGUCCUGUCCCUGUAGAUCCUCCUCAUCAGGUCUACCCCCUUGCGCUUCCUCCACCACCAAAUCUUCAAUUACCAGAAAGGCUAAAUGAUCCAUUCCCAAAGUACGAUUACGUUCGGGGCAGCUUUGAUGGCUACCCAAAGAUAUUCCGAUUCAAUGAUGAGCGGAUAUCGAUUCUUGAUUUCGAUAAGCAGAAAAAAGCGGGGCAGGUUCUACGACGGAAAGGUGACGAUCUCGAUCCUGAGCGUGUUCCGCGAAACAGUUUUCUAAUUUUCCACGGGGGUCACUUUCCAUCGAAGGAAGAUAGCUUUGGAAAGUCUCGCUUCAAUAGCGCACCGAAAAGCAACCGUUUCAGUAACUUUGUUGAUUCAGGCAAUUUCCUUGAGGAGCCGGAACCGCCUCGAGAGCAGGUGUUUUUCACACCUAAGAAUGCUGUAGCGCCACCAGCUCCCAUAGGGUUGCCGCCGCAACCGCCCGUCUUCAAGACAGAUAGCCCCCAGACAUCCUUUAAAACGACGAAACCCGGUGGCUACAUCUACUUUAUCCGGACAGGCUAAAAUCCCAUCCACUUCUAUAGAUACACCUAUAUAUGUAAGUCAACUGGUAAGCUUCCGUUGUGAGCUCGAAACGAGUGGCUGAUUAACCCACCUUGCUAAUUUAGAGUGCUUCGUAAAAUUGCCAUACAAUCGAAUUACGCUAGGCGGUCCAGCCGUAGCCUUCUUUCUUAACAGAACUAUUUUAAGUUAGUCUUGCCAAACGUCAUUAUGCCUAAUAACUUAAACCAUUUUUAUGGAACGAUACUCGGGUGUACUUCUUCUUUUUGUUCUAUCACUAUAUACUCGGACUACUAUUCCUUACCUUUUCAUCCAUCCAUUCAUCCAUCCACCUACCCAGUCAGCAUGAAUAAUGGAUGUUUAAUAGAUACACUUUUAACCUACCUCUAGUAGAGCCUUUGCUUUCUGUCUCUUUUUGAGCUAUUCUCAGUUUGCAGCAACCGGCCUAUUAAUUGCAGCUUCUUCGCGCGGUGAGUACGGCGCUCUGACGUACGAUUCCUUUUUGAUAAAAAAAAAAGGCCUUAAGCAAUUUUGCACCUUUCUUGCGUUACAAAUAAUGCAAAGAUAUGAUAUCAGCUACUUUUGCUUGUAGUAUAGUAAUGAUAAUGACAACAAUUAUUGUAAUUGGCUAGGAUUGGGGGAGGAGGGCCUGAGUUUGUUUUGACGAAACACGUUCGUUUAUUCUCCAGGUAUAUUCUUUGACCUAAUAUCCGGAACUACGGGGAUUGAUACCUUAUUCAUUUACCACUUUGAAAAGAAAAAGUACGUAUUGCGCAACUUGCUACACAGUGAACAAUGCAACAUGUGCGAAUAGUUAAACACAAACUGUAGCGGUACCGUACCUCAUCUAGCUUCAGCUAAGCGGGCUUUAACAUUUGAUUCAACAAAGGGCCUUCUUUUCGUACGUAGCUAUUUUCUGUUAGCAAACAUAUUUUUCAUUGCGCGCGGUAAUACAACUACAAUUAUUAUUUUUAAUUUGUCGAGAAAAGGGCUCAGUAAUUUUUUGGCCUUUUUGAACUAAACACGAAACCAUUAUCUUAUUUCAAAGUCGAACUCAGUGCAGACUAUGUACGGUCAAGUAAGUGCAUUUUCGGAAGCACUUUGCGAUCUUAAAUAUCAUACAAGCCUAUAGAGAGAAAGCUACAACAAGUAUCGAUACAGGACAAGGGUUAGAAAAAUGUGACGAAUGGCCUCGUGGUGGUAUUUAGACAUUUAAAAAGAAAAAAAAAUACAUAUAUAAAGAAAUAUAUUUAAAAAAAUACAUACAAAAAACAUAAAGGGCUUCAACAAUUUUGUAUUUGCAGCUAUGCAUCAAAAAUGCCUUUCAUGUAGCACCGUUUGCUUGUGGAUAUCCCCAGUACAUCCUAAAACUUAGUGUUUUCUCUAUGGUUUUUGCUGAACAGGCUGACUCGAACUAUGGCCUUAUGCAAGACUAUAUCUUCCAGUGUUUAGAAACCGUAUCAUGGCUGAAUUAUACUACUUGCUGCCCUCUAACUCACCUAUGCUAACAUUAAGUUCUCUUUAUAGUUUACUUGUAACAGCUGUUUUCAUCAACUUUUUCUCCAAAAACAAUGAUACAACUAUUUUUGUAUUUGCUCUUAUCCUUCCAACUGCUUUAUUCCAUUAUAAAAUCAGACUUCCUACUCGAAGAACGCAUCAGACAAUUAAAAAUAUCACCAUUUUACGCGGCAACAUAGUGUCAUCCUGAAGUCCAGCACAUCUUCAUAAGAAGAAAAAGAAGAAGAAGCUCAGAGUUACAGAAUAGCUUUGACGACGAUAUUCAAGUUUUAGGCCUUUACAGCUGGUGCGAUUACAAUCCCGCUGUUCCCAAUUUAACACCUACUUUGUUCCCUGUCCAAGAGUCUACUUGCUCUUUAUAUUAUACAGACACCGUUAAGAUUAAUAGAUACCACUAUGUUUCUGUAACGCCUGCGGAUUACAUCCGGCCUCUUUUCCCUAUAUUAACAACCUAACACUUUAUGGUUGGCGGUGGUAUUAAAAUUAUCGUGUGCACUGGCGGUACGAUGUCGACAUAUGUCUCCUUGUGUUGAACAAAUCGAAUCAACAACGAACGACUUCGGUCGGCUGUAGCCAUUUAAUCAUCGAUCUGAGUUGACGUCGUUCAGGUUCGCUAGGAGAGCCGCAAGCAACGCAGAGAGAAAACGCAUCGUUCCUUUCCUCUGUGGCUGAUUCUUCCCAGGUUACCCCCGAGCUCCGUUAGCCACCUCCACAGCGGCUAUCCGCAUUUAACAGCUUUAUAGCCGCAAUUAGCGGCGUCGAUGAAACAUGUGUCCGCGUGCAAUCCGUCUGACGGACCUGAGAUGGCUGUGUGCCUUACACGCCUGGCAGUAUCGAAUGAUGAUAACGUAGAUCUAAUGCGGCGAGGUACCUAUUUAUCUGACCUGCCUGUUGACGAUGUGAGCCGGCUGAUGGUGCCCGAAUUCAAAGCCUAGAUCAGCCAACGGCAGGCUUUGUAAAAGUCUCGUGGAAGAUUCUCUAAGCAGACCUUGCGCAGGUGUUCAUCUUUGGGGCAUCACACCGCAUUUCACCCUUGGCCCGUGUUGGUGGCGAUCACAACCCUUUCACCGAUACCAACAAGUUCCCACACACGCAACGAAAACAAAAAAUUAUGCGUAUAUUGUACAACCGAAUAAUCUGACAUGACCGAAUAACGUAAAGUAAGUUUAUCGUCUAGUGGCUUACCCAUUUCAAUACGCAGAAGCGGUUACAUAUAUACCUACGUACCACACAGGCCGUGGCAUAUUGACAGCAAUGUAAUCUCCGACCUGGGCGUGCUUGGCGGAAGGUGCCAUAUGGUGCUAUACGAAUUUCAAUACUGUAUAUGUUAAAUUUAUUGUAGCGUAUCAAAGAUUACGAUGUUCAUUCUGUCAGAUGUUUUCUAGUGCCUCUGCGGGUCUCCCGUACAAAGAGAAGAACACAUAUACGCAGUACUAAUAUAGAGGACCUGGUGCCAUUAUUGCUACCUGGAAAACUUCCUAGAGACGAUGGGUGAAAAAUAAUUAUCGAUAUGGAGUUCCUCACUACAUUGUGUGUAAUUCUACAACAACACAACAGAUAAUAUGGUGUAAAAGCGAAAAAUCCUAAGCUUUCAUUCUCAAGCAAAGCUGAACAGGUUUUUAUUAAAUAUUCAUUUUCGAAAAUGCUUUAUUGAUAUUUUAUCAGGUUCAAAAUGCUAGUGCUGGUAAAGCAUUCGGUCAACGCGUGAUGAGAAGGCAAACGAUGCGUCCUGUACAAAAUGUAGCCAUGAAAGCUCCAUCUUAGAUUGUGAUGGUACAUCGAUAAGUAUAGUUUCUUGGUUUUAAUAUAGAAACUCGUUCAGUUUUGCCAUUGUGGAUGAAACAAAUACUGAAUAUAUAGCAGUGGCUUAUCUCGUCGAAAUUCGUUUUCGUCAUGAAAAGAGCAACUUGAAUAUUUAUCGUUCGAAGUUAUUUGGGUCGCAAUGCUUAAUGGUUCAAUUGAAUAUCGAUUAAGAUACUCACCGUUUCGUGUCACCCACUUUGCCUUUGAAGCUUGUUUUUCUCAGGAAUCGCUUCCGAUACAAGUUUGACUUUCCAUAUAUUCCCAUUUUAUACUAGUUCGAUUUUCACGCCGCCAUCGCAAAUGAUUGAUUAACUCGAACUCGUUCGGAUGAAAGUAACAAAGGCAAAGUCUGAAACGCACUGUUUCAGCCGAACCAAUUUCCAAUGCUUUGAAUAACAGGGUGGUACAGGAAAUAAAUCAUACCGAGUGUUGGAGAGGAUCAACAUUUACCAUUGCCGAGGCGAUGCACAAACACGCCUAAGUCAAGUAACAGUACUGCUUGAUAUAUUGACGAGUGAAAUAUAAAUAAUUUUUUAUGCGCACUGCGCAGAAAUCCAACAGACUGUUCUGUCACACGAUGCAAACGGUUCAAACAUGUUCACAAACAGGGAGAGCGCCGAUGUUUUUAAUCGCGUUUUAUUCACACGUGAAAAAGCUAUGAACUUUUUUUUGAAAACGACCGCUGAGAUUCUACGAGCUUUUGCGUUUGGCAUUCAACAAAAGCCUCGAAAUCCGCAUAUUCAAGAUUCUUUGUAACGGAGAUUUUAAAUAGCUUGUUAUGCCCUGGGAACCUGAACCAGCGUCUUCGCUGGCCUGUCAUUCGUUUUUGUUGUAAAAGGUCAUCCUCCUGUAUAAUCACCCCGUAGAUAGCUUAAUAAUGCUAUAUUAGAUGGAUCAAUCAUCGGGCCAAGAGCAACUGCAUCACGUGCUUUACAUAUAACAGACACAUGGAAAAUAGGCGCUUGUGGCCCCGCCGACUUUGGCGGUACUAGUAAAUAGUUAAGGCUUUUCGAUAAAACUGUCGAUCAACACCGACCUGACGACGAGCGCGUGCCGUGGGUCUUUUUAUCGGUCCUACAAUACACGUACGCAGCUCACGUACUCGUGGAUAAUAGGGCUCUCUGAUUCGCGCUCAGCCAUGUACUAGCGUUAGAUGAUCUUGCCUGUGUUGGGUGUGUAAGGCAGGUUGUGGCAGAAAUGAGGUUAAAAAUCAAACCCAUCAAACGCUGAGCACGAAGGCUUGCGUUUAUUUAUACUUAAGCAUGAUCGAGUUGGCAGUGACCGAUAGUUUCCGAUUCGUAAAAAGUGAUAUGUAUGUGACAAUAGCAUUGAUGCUACUACGCUCCUAAAUAAGGUGAAUGAUUUAGCUAUAGUAAUGUAAGGAUAAGGUCUAAUAUUAAUAAUGAAAAGUGUUGACCAUAUUAAGAAUGAAUUUCGCUCAUGAGUAAUUAAUAAACAAAUAAAUUAUUGUUGUUAAGCGAUAUCCAUUUUAUUUGUGCCUUAGAGCUUGAAUUGAAAUCAUAUUUGGAAUUGUUAAGUACUUCUAGUGAACGUUUCCAUAGCGGUUAUAAAAAAAAAAAAAAAAAAAAAUAGUCUUUUAAACUCCGUUUUCAUUGGAGAAAGGCAUACCUGCCUUCAAUGCUAGCCAUCAGUAAAUUUUUCUAGACCCAUCUGUUACGAAUACUUACGUUUAUGUAAUAUUCACUUGACCUGGCAACACUGUGCAGUAUACUGUUUUUUUUUUUUUUUUUUUUCGGGAAGUCUUUGAUGAGGAAUUCAGUUAGACGUUGAUGUGAUGCACUUCAUAAAGGUAGAGAAAAGGCUAUAUUCAUAGCCAUGCCUAAUUAUGGUUGAAUUAUGUUGUAUAGAGCAUGUCUGCCAGGUAGAGGCCUUAACCAACAGGAUCAGCUAAAACGUUUUUUUCUUGUCCAUAUACUGUUAAUAUCGUAAAA